AGAGAGAGAGAGAGAGAGGGGAAGAAAAACCAGACACAAAGAAGAAGAAGAAAGUGAUCGGAGAGAAACACCAUCUCGACCCCCGAGAGACCCAACAAUUUUGAAACCUCCCUUCCCAAUCUGAGAAACCCUCAAAGGAGGUGGUAGAAGAGAACCGGUAGAGCGGCCAAAUCCCAUCAUCAUCAGCUUCAUCAUCUUAUCUCUUGAGAUAGCGGCCCUCUCACCUUCCUUCACCUACCUACCAUCUCCUUCCUCUUUCUUUACUCUUUAAUUUCCGAUGCGGCGAGCAAGAGCCACCGCUGGACCCGCCAACCAAUCCCCACCAUCAUGCAAGAAGCCUCGGGCGGCCGCCGCCCCGAGAGCCACGCCGUCGUCGCAGCAACAACAACAACCGCAGAUCAGAUUCCGAGGCGUGCGGAAGCGGCCGUGGGGCCGAUUCGCCGCCGAGAUCAGAGACCCGUGGAAGAAGACGCGUGUUUGGCUCGGGACGUUUGAUUCCGCCGAGGACGCCGCCAGAGCAUAUGAUGCCGCCGCCCGAUCUUUACGGGGGCCGAAGGCCAAGACUAACUUCUCCCUGCCGUGCGAUCCUUUCUACGGCGGCGAGUUCAACGACGACGCGAUUUGCUCCAAGAUCGAUGUGAUUCAGGCCAGCCGGCCGACCUCCAGCAGCCUCAGCAGCACCGUCGAGUCCUUCAGCGGGCCGAGGGUCAACUCCGGCAAGCCUCCGCCGAUGAAGCCGACGCAGCGGAGACCGGUGUAUCCUGUUUCGCCUGAGGACUGCCACAGCGAUUGCGACUCCUCUUCCUCCGUCGUCGACGAUGGUGAUGAUUGCGUUCUCACGUCGUCGUUCCGGAGAGUCCUGCCCUUCGAUCUCAACAUGCCGCCGCCGAUGGAUGGUUUUGAUUUUUCCAGCGACAACGUGGAUGAUGACGAUCUUCGAGCCACCGCCCUCUGCCUCUGAUUUUACAUGGAUCUGAAUAUUGGUCCUGUUUAAUUUCCCUUUUCUAUCUUAUUUUCUCGGGAAAAAUACUAAAAAAAAAAGAAGAAAAAGAAAUCUGGUACUGUGGGUGAGAAGAAUUCGAGUUUUCUUUAUCUUGUUUUUUUUUUUUUUUUCCUCUUUGAAAUCUGCUUUGUUAGAGUAUUGUUGUUGUUGUAGAAUAUAGCAUCUGGGUGUUCUUCAACGUUGAUGGGUUCUGGAAUAUCAUCAGCAUCAUCAUCUGUACUAUUAAAGCUAAUAUAGAUCUGGUUACAAAUCAGUAGAUCUUUCUGGGUUUGCUUGCCCUCUUGAUCAGAUUCACUUUCAUCAUCACCCAUCUUAUAUUUUUCCCUUUUUUGUACAAAAAAUCUAAAUCUAAAAAAUCUCUUAUGGUAUAAAGCCUCUUCAUUGUCUAUGUUCCUUUGAUCUUGAUCCUUCUUGUUAGCAUUUGCAUAACAUGUAACUAUGUGAAAUGAGGUUAGAUCAUUGUGGGCAUUUGUGGUUGAAGGGGGAUGCAUAUUGAUGGAAAUUAUUAUUGAAAAUUAUGUUUGUAGGAUAAGAACAAAAUGACUUUAGGUGGUGAUUUGUGAAGGUAGUAAAGAAAUGUCAUGAUUCAUAAAGAAGUGCAAUAAUGAAUUGGGCAAGAAGAAGAGGGGGUUAGAGAAGGGUGUGAAAGAAGUAGAGUAGAGUAGAGAGGAAAAGAGGUUGGAGGGGGCACUUUGUUUGGUGAGGAUGCAUCUUCUUCUUGAUAGGGUUUUUGAUAAGAACCAUUAAUGGCACAUGUGAUGCAGAUUCUUUUGCACUACUGGUUGGUUGACAGGUUGAGUGUCAAAAUAUACAUCAAUAUUUCCCCAAACCCCAAGAAGACCUUGCAGACUGCACCCUCCCCCCUAACUUUUGCAGAAUAAUGCAGAAGAAGGUGUUUAGGGUUCCCUCACCUCACAUGGGUUUUCUUUUUCUUUUCACUCUCCUCCAGAAAGAGAAGAAAAUGAGGAGGGAAAAAUAAAGGGAAAAGAAGAAAAGAAAAGGAGACCAUGGUUAUAUGUGAAAUGUGUAUUAUACAAGACCAAUAUCAUCAUAGUCUCUC
Messenger RNA from Fragaria vesca subsp. vesca, 2063 nucleotides. Its product is annotated as ethylene-responsive transcription factor 3-like. Gene Ontology annotation, molecular function: DNA binding; DNA-binding transcription factor activity. The record is from RefSeq and is a predicted model, not a curated record. The coding region runs from base 278 to 961 and encodes 227 amino acids. The transcript has a single exon. Gene Ontology annotation, biological process: regulation of DNA-templated transcription. Lineage: Eukaryota; Viridiplantae; Streptophyta; Magnoliopsida; Rosales; Rosaceae.